AUGGAUGAUAUUGUCUUCGUUCGGUCGGUCGAGAAGCGACGUGCUCCGCCACUCGGCGGUGGUUCUUCAGCAAAGCGCGCAAAACUCAAGAACGUUCCAGCGGAGGCUGUUUCUCCUAGCUCUGCGACCAAGCAAAAAGCCGACAGCAACGGGGCCCAAACGGCAGGCUCAGAUGUCUACCCCAAAUUGCCUCGGCCAGAACAGCAGGAGCCAGAACAAGAGGAGUCCUUCUUGCUCGCGACACGCAAUGCCCUGGAACAAGCAUUAGGCAAAGAAGCCUUGGAGGCUCACGAGAAACUUCUGGUCAAGGAGAAAGAGAGCAAGGAACUGUACAUCGUGAACCUAGAAGAGGCAGUGAAACAGCAGUACGGGACACCUGUAGUGCACGACAUCCUCAUCCAGAAUCAGAUGGCCAUUUUGAAGGUGAAGGCUGAGGGACACGACGAAGCCGCCAAGACAGAGAUCAAACUCCUUCGCGAAAGCAACACGAAGCUUAGAGGAGAGACGACCACACUUGGACGCUGUGUUCGACUACUCACAGACGAGAACAUCGUUCUGAAGAGACAACACGAAGGCACCAGAGCGGAGAUUCAGAUACUUUACGAACACAACACCAAGCUUACAGAGGAGAACACUGCACUUGCACGCAACAUCGGACUACUCAAAGAUGGGGAUGGUACUUCGAAGGCUAAAAGACAAGAAGAAGCCGCUAGAACAGCAGAAAUCAAGAGCGUUCGCCAAUACAAAACGAAGCUCGCAGAUGAAAAGGCCGCACUUGUACGCAGGGUCAAGCUACUCAGUGACGAGCAUGAUACUCUGAGAGCCGAAAUCUCCGCUUUAACCCAGGACGUCGACGAGCAGAAGAGACUCUGUAAAUCCAAGAUGCGUGAAUCUGACAGCGAAAUGAAAGCCGCGGCAACCAAAAGCAAGAAAUUCAGAGAGAAGUUCAAGAACAGCAACAAAAAGUUGACCAAGAAGAACACCGACCUGUCACGGAAGAUUGUGGAGCUAGAAAGUGGUCAUGCAGCCGAAGUUCUCGAAGCACGUGUCCGCGUUAGAGAACUUCAGGGUCAAGUCGAAAAACUAGAGCAAGGCUUCCGCCAGCGAGGCGAACAGCUUAUCGAGCUCAGCCGGGACUCCGUAUUGAAGGACAGGAUCAAGAUGCAGAAGGAGGCAGCUAUUGAAGCCAAGGACCUGCUACAGAAGCGUAUGUCGGGCAUGUUCAAGAACUACCAAGCUCUCUUCAAGAAGAACAAGAUUCUGCUGAACAAGCUGGUCUUGGCGGCUGAUGAGGGAAGGUUCGGAGACGGAAAAAAGGCAAAGAUCUACCGUGAAGGGCUGAAGCUACUAGAAGGUCAACCACUUGAAGGGCUAUACGAGUUCAAACAUCAGGUCUGA
Alternaria atra is the source of this 1398-nucleotide messenger RNA. RefSeq lists its product as uncharacterized. The transcript has a single exon. The coding region runs from base 1 to 1398 and encodes 465 amino acids. The record is from RefSeq and is a predicted model, not a curated record. NCBI's taxonomy places the organism in Eukaryota, Fungi, Ascomycota, Dothideomycetes, Pleosporales, Pleosporaceae.